CAGGAAUUCAAAGCGAUUUAAGGCAUAACACAUUGAUAGUGAACUAACUUUCUACGUAUCCAAAUCAACACCUGCCUCCUAUGCGUUAGUGUCGAAGGAUUUUGCUACGCUUGAGCCUCGGCGUUUUCACGAUAACAGCCGCAUCUCUCACGCUCUGGAUCUACCCACCUCAAUUGGCCACGCGACACCUUCGCCAAAAUGGCCAAAACCUUCUUUCUCGCAGACAAUGAGGAUAACGUGAUGAUGGAGAGAAUAAUACUCGCGGUGAUAGCAGGCCUGUUGCCCUUUGCAAUCCUGCUCAUCCUCGGCAUCCUCCAGUCUCCCAGAGCACUACCUCCGCCAGCUGGCUGUCGGAAACUUGGAAUUAAAGGACGCAGCAACCUUGAAGACCAGUACUCUAAGAAAUAUGCCAAAGGCGGCGACCCAACCCCAGAAAAGCCAUGGACCAUAAAAGCACUCUUCAUCUACCCGUUGAAAUCCGGUGGCCCGAUUGAAUUGGAAAAAACUGAAGUCAUUCGAACUGGACUGAAAUACGACCGCCAAUUCACUCUCGCUCAGCAAGUUACUAGCCUGCCAUCUUUGGAUGGAAAAGUCUCAAGUGAAUGGCAAUUCAUGACCCAGCGAAGUUUCCCCCGUCUGGCCAAAGUCGAGACGGAAAUGUGGGUGCCUGAUCCAUCAGCAAGAGGCUACAAGGAAGAUGGAGAAUGGGUGAAAAGUGAAGGCUGUAUUGUAAUCCGAUUUCCAUUUACCCCAGAUACCGACUUCACCCUGGAAGGCCUUACCAACUAUGGAAAGAUCUUGGCAGCAAAACUGGUUGGCAAAUCCGAACCAACGCUGGAAUUCAGAAUACCGUUCAACCCGCCGCAAGAGAGAAUCAACAGCAAGGGAUAUACGAAAGAAGUUUUGCAUAUCUGGAUGGACACUCCCGUUGUCCUGAACAUGACCUCAGAAGUCGACCGCGAGACCUUUGAAAAACUUCGAUACACUCUGGGUGCCGCAAACCCCAUUGCACUAUUCAGAAUCGACACAAACGCCUAUCGAGAAGUAGGCAAAAACGCACCAAAGAAAGAAGAGGUGGGAUUUGAGACUGUAAUCGGCAUGCAAGACUCUUAUCCAGUCCACAUCAUGAACAUGGCCUCCGUCCACGACGUAGCCUCCAAACUCCCGGGCAAAAAUCCAAAAUCCAGGCACAAUUGGCAAAACAGGCUCGCCCUCCUCGACGCCAUGCGUUUCCGCGCAAACCUCUACAUCACCGGUCCCUCCGCAUUUGCCGAAGACAACUGGACAAAAGCCAAAAUCUCGUCACCAUCUAAUUCAGAAUCCUCACUCAAUCUCCACGUCUCCUGCCGCACAACGAGGUGCAAGCUGCCAAAUGUCGAUCAGAAGACGGGAGAGCGGGAUCGCAAUGAGCCGUCGACUACGCUGCGGAGUUAUAGGAUUAUUGAUGAGGGGAGUAAGCAUGCGUGCUUGGGUAUGCAGGUUACGCCGUUGAACGAGGGGAGUGUGGCUGUGGGGGAUAGAAUUGAGGUGCUGGAGGUUGGGGAGCAUCGGUUUAUUGGGGAGUAAGGGAUGAUGAUGGAGCCUAAAUGGAUGGAGAAGGGAAGAAGCAUCAAGGGAAAUAGUUCAAGGAGUGUCGGACAUAAGGGAGAAAAACAAGAAAAAUAUAUGGAGGGCCCGAUGGGUCCUACUAGAUAGUCAGAAUUGAGAUGGAGCGGGAAUAGUUGAGGCAUAAUUUGACAGCACGUGCAAUUUGUAUUUUCUGUCAAUAAUAUCGGCUUAGGAUUGAUGAUGAUGAUAUGAUCCAGGCCAUACAAAUUCCCCAUGACUCUGUUUACAACCCCAUAGCAAAUCAAAGGAGAAGAAAGAAAAAAAGACAUAGAAACUGUCUUAACUUUUGAAAAUGUGGCACAUAU
Messenger RNA from Bipolaris sorokiniana ND90Pr, 1913 nucleotides. RefSeq lists its product as uncharacterized. The record is from RefSeq and is a predicted model, not a curated record. The transcript is spliced from 2 exons. NCBI's taxonomy places the organism in Eukaryota, Fungi, Ascomycota, Dothideomycetes, Pleosporales, Pleosporaceae. Bases 199 to 1566 code for a protein of 455 amino acids. Gene Ontology annotation, molecular function: catalytic activity; pyridoxal phosphate binding; molybdenum ion binding.